Molecule: messenger RNA, 1425 nt
Organism: Setaria italica (foxtail millet)
Lineage: Eukaryota; Viridiplantae; Streptophyta; Magnoliopsida; Poales; Poaceae
Product: CASP-like protein 1B1
Exons: 3
Coding region: 140-850 (236 amino acids)
Source: RefSeq, a predicted model, not a curated record
GCUGGACAUACAAUUCGGAACAGAGAAAGGCAAGCCAAGACCAAAACUUCUUCAAUGAAGAAUCGGCAGCACAAGUAACCCAAACUUGCAGAAACCGACCGGCGAUUACCCAACAACACGCAUCAUCUUUUUUUCUGACAUGAACUGGCAGCCACCAUAUAAUCUCGGCACAAACGCAUCGAUUCCAUUCGUGCAACUGAAUGCUCACGUGCAAUUCACGAGCACUGAUCGCUCCAUGGACCUCGAGCAUGGCAGCAGCAGGAAGCCCUCUGCUGCACCGGCGGCGGCUGCGACGCCGACGACCUGCAACAAGCUCCUCAGGGACAGGCUCGCCGCCGUGCAGCCGGCCGUGCUGCGCGCCGCCGCGGCCCUGGCCACGGCGGUGGCGGCGGCGGUCAUGGCGCUCAACACCCAGUCCUACACCGCGGUUGUCGCCAUCGUCGGCACCCGGCCGCUCACGCAGACCUUCACCGCGAAGUUCAGAGACACGCCUGCAUUUGUGUACUUCGUCAUAGCCAAUGCCAUUGCCGGUGUGUAUAACCUGCUGGUGCUGAUCAUCAGGCGCCUAAUUCUGCGGCGGAGGACAUCGAGUUUGGUCGUGCAGAUGCUCGACAUGGUGAUCAUGGCUCUGUUGGCUACCGGUGCCGCCACAGCGGCCUCGAUGGCGGAGCUAGGCAAGAACGGUAACUUGCACGCACGGUGGAACCCGAUGUGCGACAAGUUUGGUUCCUUCUGCAGCCGUGGAGGCAUUGCGAUCGUUUCAUCGUUCAUCGGUGUCGUCCUCAUGCUGGCACUGAACCUACUAUCAGCUGCAUCCAACGCUCACCGGCCCAAUGUGGCAGGCCAAUGAGUAGUCCAUAUCUCAGACAGCUCAUCCACAACAGUGCACUGUUUCAGCAUUUGGAUCUCACUCUGGGGGUCAAGGCAACACAACUGUGAGCUGCUCUGAUACACAUGUGGGGGAGCUGGAUCACAGCAUUGAGUGCUGCCAAAUUUGGUGUCAAACUGUUCCAUGUUGCUUGGCCUGAAAUGGGUAUGCCAAGAGUACAAAAGCACAUAGCUGCAGUUGGUUAUUAUAUUGAUCUUUGGUUAGACCAGUUCUUACAAAAGUUUGUGUAAUUACUCUAUUGAAUGUUUCUAAUCCUUUGUGGUUGUAAGUUGUAACAGGCAAUGCUGUACAGAUGCUACUUUAUUUUCUUCAGGGUGCUACUUUGCAGACAGUUCUUACAUAAAUCUGAAUAUUGAAGCUGUGCCUGAAGUUCAGAAGGAGACAUCUGAAUAGAGAAGUUGUUUGGAGUAGCAUGGGAUGUUGAUCCAUCCAAACAGGGUCUUAUUUAUGCACAAUAAGCGAAUUUAUUUUCAUAAAUGUAGGAGGUUGUCCAAGUGUUCCUUUCAGCAAUCUCUACAAAUUAAGAAUUUAAUUAA